AACAAGGAAGUGCAAAGGAGUUGUGACAGAAAGAUGUUUACUGUAGUUUAAUACCGUUAACUUUCCAUCAUUUGGACCACGGGACGGUCAGGGAGCACUGCUAGCUUCACAAACGAUAGCAAACACGGAACUGAAAAUGCAGACUGUACGAAAACGUCGAGGAAACGAUUCACAAACAACACAAACUAGCGCUCCUGGUGGUGUGAAGGAAAUCGUGGCACAGCAGAAGAGGCAGCACUUCCACUCCGACCUGUGGUUCUGCCUGACUCUGCAGAACUGGAUACUGGACUUUGGAAGGCCUAUUGUAAUGAUUAUCCUUCCUCUGGAGUGGUUUCCCCUCAACAAGCCCAGUGCUGGAGACUAUUUCCACAUGGCAUACAAUGUCAUCACACCAUUCCUAAUGCUCAAGCUGAUCGAGCGCAGUCCACGAGCGCUGCCUCGCUCAGCGGUCUACCUCUGCAUCAUCACUUUUGUCAUGGGAGCCAGCAUCCACUUGGUGGGAGACUCCAUCAACCACCGGCUCAUCCUGAGUGGCUACCAGCUCCACCUGUCAGUCAGAGAGAACCCCAUCAUCAAAGACCUCAAACCUGCCUCUCUGAUCGACUCCUUCGAGCUGCUCUAUUAUUAUGACGAACAGCUGGGACACUUAAUGUGGUACAUUCCUUUCUUCAUUGUCCUGUUCAUCUUUUUCACUGGCUGCUUCACCAAGGCCAAAGAACAGAAGAAGAUUCCCAUCUCUGGUUGGCUGUUGCUGGGACCCAGCGCCCUCUACUAUUGGUACUUGGUCACUGAGGGACAAAUCACUGAGCUUUUCCUCCUCACCUUCAUUGCCAUGGUUGUCAUGGUGAUACACCAACAGCGCAAAGGCCUCAGCCCAGACAGCAACGGCCUGUUCCUGUUCUGUAGUUUCAGUGUGACUGUGUUCCUGGUGGCACUGUGGGUGGUCUAUCUGUGGAACGACCCGGUGCUACGCAACAAGUACCCCGGACUCAUUUAUGUGCCUGAACCCUGGUCCUACUACACCUUACACAUCAAGAGCAACCACUGAUAUAUAUCUGUUCAGGUCUGUACGCUUGUGUUUGAAGAAGGUGCUGUGGCAUCAGAAGACACUUACGUAAGUGUGAACUGACUGAUGCAUAUGUUUCUUUCUUCAGCAGUUUUUGUGUAACAGGUCAUGGCUACGCUCAGACAGUGACUAUGUUUAUGUGCUCACUAAUAUUCCACUUUUAUUACAAAAGUAUUACGGGUCAUGUAAACAUAUUCUGUUUGGGUAUUUUUAAUUCAUCCUUAUCCAGAAUAAAGAAAUUUCAGAUUAGGACGUGGGAUUAGGGUUGGGACUCGUUAGGAUUUUUUUUUUUUUUUUAAAGAUUUUUUUUGGCCAUUUUGCCUUUAUUAGACAGGACAAGUAAGUAGGGGGGGAUGACAUGCAGCAAAGGGCCACAGGCUGGAUUUGAACCCGGGCCGCUGCAGCAACAGCCUUCUGCAUGAGGUGCCUGCUCUACCACUAAGCCACCGACGCCCCGGGACUCGUUAGGAUUUUAACGAUUCCGAUUCCUUACCGAUUCCUUCUCAACGGUCCGAUUCCUCUUACCGAUUCCUACAUUAUAAACAUUGUACUUGCUACACUUAAACAAGUAUAUAAUAAACACAAAUGCAAUCAUACAAAUACAAAAACUUUAUUCUAACUGUUGCACAGUACAAUUAGAUGAAAAUACAUAUUUGUGUGUGGUGUGUAUUUCAGAUUUAGAGCUUGUGUCAUCUCCCUGAGAAUAUAUAACAACAAAAAGUGAUUCUCUGAUUUCUACAGUAACACUAUUACCUCAAAUUAACCACAGCAAUGUAAUAAACAAUACUUAUGUG
Molecule: messenger RNA, 1860 nt
Organism: Epinephelus fuscoguttatus (brown-marbled grouper)
Lineage: Eukaryota; Metazoa; Chordata; Actinopteri; Perciformes; Serranidae
Gene: cln6a
Product: CLN6 transmembrane ER protein a
Exons: 7
Coding region: 137-1048 (303 amino acids)
Source: RefSeq, a predicted model, not a curated record